UACCUACGUCUACGUGUACACAAGUCACUACGUGCUCUACCUUGGAAAAAACCUACACCUAUAUUUAGACAAACACUUGAAUGGAAAUCCCUACAAAUCCAUUACUACAAAAUGAAGCACAGCAUUGAGAACAAAAAAUCAUACAUUGUAAAUUGUGUAUAUAACAAUAUGUGUACUGUGUGUCUGGAAUAUUACAUCCGUGUCUGUUUGUCAGGGUAUAGUGUUUAAGGGUUUCGUAAAGGAUCAUUUGUUUCACACCUAGCGGUUUCAUAGCGGAAGUAAUAUUUUUUGUUGUUGGUCAUUGGAAGAGGAAGGAGUCGGCGUUAGGUAUUACUAUAUAAUUGUGUACAAGUGUUGGAGCGAACAUUAAGAAACUUAAUUAAAGCUGAUUUGAAUAUGCAGCCCAGUUCGUAUAAUGGCGAUGUCAGCUCAGGCCCUUUUAUUGACAGAUCUAUCAUCGAGGAACAAAAUAACACCAACGACAGGACCGAAAGGAACACAGAUGAAAAGCCUCGCAGACACAGGUUUCGAAUGUCCGUCUAUCAUCACAAUAACAUAUUUGAGUCAAAAACGGUGAAGACUAUUUUUCUUUGUUCUGUGGUAUUCAACUUCAUCUUUUUCUGUGCUUUCAUUGGUACGGUCGUGGCAUUUGUCUUCUCAAACAGCACUGCUCUGCCCUUCCAGUUGGACUCUUUGACGGAUAUCGUCUGCUACCGCUGUGGAAAGGCGGGAAUACCUGGAAUUCGGAUCCAGGUGCGAGCCGAUAACGGGUACUGCUGUGUUAAAAAAGAUGACGAAGACUUCAGGAUGAUCGAUCAAAGAAAAUUGAUUCCAAAAAUGUCUGCGGUAAUGGGCGUUUAUCCAUCGCCGAUAGACUGUGAGGAAGAGAACGUGAAAAACAGCACCGACAAGAAAGGCCGCUAUGACAUCCAAGUUGCUGCCCGUCUUGUGCUAGAUACAGAUUUUAUGAAACAAGGAAAAGCAAAGCAUCUGAAAUGGCUAACCAAUUCAUCGACGGGUUAUAUGCAGGGUGCGAUAGUCUUCGUUAACGACACAAUGUUGUGCCUCAAGGAGGCCGGACUGAUGAACGUAAAGAGCCACUUCAGCUUCGACAGCUACAACACGAAAAACAGGAAAGGGCCACAAAUUAUCAAGCACAGCAUUUAUAAACGUUCAGCCAGGAAAUAUUCCAAGCUGGCCUAUGAGAACGUGGUUCUCCGAGAACGCGAGUACCAGUCGAGUGACCUGGAGGUCACGGUACGACUAUCAGCCAAUGAAUGCGUCGGAGUGUAUGUGUCAACAUUAUCGGUCAUUUACGAUUUACCCGUCGCCAAUAUUUUUCAGGUCGUAAAAAUAGGGAGCUGAGGGGCGUUUAUUUUUGUGUUUAACAUAUAAAACUGGACAAUGUCAAAACAGAUAGGCAGAGUAUGAUAAUGUAUUAAACUAUAGGCGGAAAUAAUAUUUCUGUUUUAAAAUUUCAGCUGGAUGAGUUAUUAGCUAUCCGCUCAUUUUCUCUAUUUUUUUCCCAGGAAGAAUGAAUACAUGUGCAUCGUUUAAAACGGGUACCUACUAUAUUCAAACGUACCAAAAUGCAUUAUGUAUGUAUAUACAAUAUAUAUAUGGCAGUCUUCUUCUGUACCACCGAAUUGAUCGGAUAUUACAUGUCCACCCACUAAAAUUCAUAAAUUUAUUGUAUUUCGUGACUCUUUGGUAUUCAAAUGUUUUGUGUUUCUUUUAAAAUUACAAUGUUUUUUGUUGUUGUUG
Messenger RNA from Gigantopelta aegis, 1764 nucleotides. RefSeq lists its product as uncharacterized. Lineage: Eukaryota; Metazoa; Mollusca; Gastropoda; Neomphalida; Peltospiridae. The record is from RefSeq and is a predicted model, not a curated record. The transcript has 4 exons. Gene Ontology annotation, molecular function: protein binding. The coding region runs from base 397 to 1365 and encodes 322 amino acids.